Messenger RNA from Acanthosepion pharaonis, 2493 nucleotides. Lineage: Eukaryota; Metazoa; Mollusca; Cephalopoda; Sepiida; Sepiidae. The record is from the annotation of a GenBank genome assembly.
AUGCGGCCUGGUGUAUUCAUGAGUUGGAACUGUUAUAUUAAGCGUAUGGUACCUACUGUUCCUUCAGAUAUAGCAUCCACAUCAGCAUCCACUCCUCCAAUGCCAGCCACAAGUACUGUUCCUUCAGAUACAGCAUCCACAUCAGCAUCCACUCCUCCAAUGUCAGCCACAAGUACUGUUCCUUCAGAUACAGCAUCCACAUCAGCAUCCACAAGCAUCCACUCCAUCAGCAAUGUCAGCCACAAGUACUGUUCCUUCAGAUAUAGCAUCCACAUCAUCAUCCACUCCUCCAAUGUCAGCCACAAGUACUGUUCCUUCAGAUAUAGCAUCCACAUCAGCAUCACCUUUACUGUUCCUUCAGAUAUAGCAUCCACAUCAGCAUCCACUCCUCCAAUGUCAGCCACAAGUACUGUUCCUUCAGAUAUAGCAUCCACAUCAGCAUCCACUCCUCCAAUGCCAGCCACAAGUACUGUUCCUUCAAUACAGCAUCCACAUCAGCAUCCACUCCCAAUGUCAGCCACAAGUACUGUUCCUUCAGAUACAGCAUCCACAUCAGCAUCCUCCUCCAAUGUCAGCCACAAGUACUGUUCCUUCAGAUACAGCAUCCACAUCAGCAUCCACUCCUCCAAUGUCAAAAGUACUGUUCCUUCAGAUAUAGCAUCCACAUCAGCAUCCACUCCUCCAAUGUCAGCCACAAGUACUGUUCCUUCAGAUAUAGCAUCCACAUCAGCAUCCACUCCUCCAAUGCCAGCCACAAGUACUGUUCCUUCAGAUACAGCAUCCACAUCAGCAUCCACUCCUCAAUGCAGCCACAAAUACAUCCACAUCAGCAUCCACUCCUCCAAUGUCAGCCACAAGUACUGUUCCUUCAGAUAUAGCAUCCACAUCAGCAUCCACUCAAUGCCAGCCACAAGUACUGUUCCCUUCAGAUACAGCAUCCACAUCAGCAUCCACUCCUCCCAAUGUCAGCCAUGUUACUGUUCCUUCCAGAUGCCAGCAUCCACAUCAGCAUCCACUCCUCCAAUACCAGCCACCUCCAAUGUACUGUUCCUUCAGAUACAGCAUCCACAUCAGCAUCCACUCCUCCAAUGUCAGCCAAAGUACUGUUCCUUCAGAUAUAGCAUCCACAUCAGCAUCCAAAUGUCAGCCACAAGUACUGUUCCUUCAGAUAUAGCAUCCACAUCAGCAUCCACUCCUCAAUGCCAGCCACAGUACUGUUCAAUGGCAUCCAAUCAGCAUCCACUCCUCCAAUCCAGAUACAGCAUCCACAUCAGCAUCCACUCCUCAAUGUCAGCCACAAGUAAGUUCCUUCAGAUACUGUCCACAUCAGCAUCCACUCCUCCAAUGUCAGCCACAAGUACUGUUCCUUCAGAAAGCAUCCACAUCAGCAUCCACUCCCUCCAAUGUCAUACGUUCCGUAGAUAUAGGCAUCCAAGUACUGUUUUCAGAUUUAGCAUCCAUUUUCACAAUACUUUCCUUCAGAUCCACAUUUUCCUUCAGAUACAGCAUCCACAUCAGCAUCCAAAUGUAAGCCAAGUUACCACAUCAGCAUCCAGUCCAGCCACAAGUACUGUUCCCUUCCAGAUGCAGCAUCCACUCAGCAUCCACUCCUCCAAUGUCAGCACAUCUGUCUUCAGAUACAGCAUCCACAUCAGCAUCCACCUCCAAUAUCCUCCUCCAAUGUCAGCAUACUGUUCCUUCAGAUAUAGCAUCCACAUCAUCCACUCCUCCAAGUACUGUUCCUUCAGAUACAGCAUCCACAAGCAUCCACUCCAAUGUCCAAUACUGUACCACAAACUCCCUCCAAUGUGUUCCUUCAGAUAUAGCUCCCACAUCAGAUCCUCCUCCAAUGUCAGCCAUACCCUUCAUACAGCAUCCACAUCAGCAUCCAAAUGUCAGCACAAGUACAAUAUAGCAUCCACUGUUCCAAUUCAGCUGUGUACUUCCUUCAGAUAUAGCAUCCACAUCAGCAUCCACUCCUCCAAUGCCAGCCACAAGUACUGUUCCUUCAGAUACAGCAUCCACAUCAGCAUCCACUCCUCCAAUGUCAAAAUACAAGUACUGUUCCUUCAGAUACACAUCAGCAUCCACAUCCAAUGCCAUCCACUCCCAUCCACUCUCCAAUGUCAGCCAAAGUACUGUUCCUUCAGCCCACAAGCAUCCAUUCCAAUGUCCUACUCAGAUAUAGCAUCCACAUCAGCAUCAUCCUCCAAUCCAAUGUCCUUCAGAUACAGCAUCAAGUCCACUGUUCCUUCAGAUAAGCAUCUGUUCCUUCAAUCCACAUCAGCAUCCACUCCUCCAAUGCCAAUGUACUGUUCCUUCAGCAUCCACAUCAGUCCACUGUUCAGAUAUGUACUUUCAGAUACAGCCUCCACAUAUAUCCACUCCUCCAAUGUCAGCCACAAGUACUGUUCCUUCAGAUAUAGCAUCCACAUCAGCAUCCACUCCUCCAAUGUCAGCCACAAGUACUGUUCAUUGAAUAGCCAGAUAUAG